AUGAUGGACCCCUUCCACAGGAAGUACGGCAAGGCUCUCACGUCCGGUUUCUGCAUGGUCUCUGUCUUCCUAGAUGUUUUGAAUAUGGCCUCGACGUUAAUUGGCUUAGGAGCCACGGUGAGUCUGGUCCUGGACCUGCCCUACGGAGCCAGCAUCUGGAUCUCUGCAGCUGUGGCCGUCACCUACACUCUGAUGGGGGGACUCUACUCUGUGGCCUACACCGACAUCAUCCAGCUCACACUCAUCGUCUGGGCGUGUGUUCCCUUUGUGUUGCUGAGCCCCUUCACCGUGAGCAUCCAUGAGACUCUGCUGAACAACACUCUGCACUCCCCCUGGAUCGGGACUCCACAUGUGCACAGGCUCUGGACCAUGGUGGACGACUUCUUACUCAUGGUGGGUCCUUAG
Molecule: messenger RNA, 405 nt
Organism: Knipowitschia caucasica
Lineage: Eukaryota; Metazoa; Chordata; Actinopteri; Gobiiformes; Gobiidae
Source: the annotation of a GenBank genome assembly